This is a messenger RNA of Rhododendron vialii, 1707 nucleotides long. RefSeq names its product probable E3 ubiquitin-protein ligase RHC1A. The coding region runs from base 428 to 1474 and encodes 348 amino acids. Gene Ontology annotation, biological process: protein ubiquitination. NCBI's taxonomy places the organism in Eukaryota, Viridiplantae, Streptophyta, Magnoliopsida, Ericales, Ericaceae. The transcript is spliced from 3 exons. Gene Ontology annotation, molecular function: ubiquitin protein ligase activity. Gene Ontology annotation, cellular component: cytoplasm. The record is from RefSeq and is a predicted model, not a curated record.
ACCCACAUGAGAUGGCAAAACCUUGUUGGGGAGAGAGUGACCCAUUAACCAACCAGUCUCCUUUGCUCUGAUCCACCACGACUCUCUCACUACGAUCACCAAAUCCCAUCAUCCAAUUCCACCACAAUCAAAUCGCCUCCAACGCUCCCUAUGCGGAUCCUCUCUGGUUCCGGUUGAAGGCAUUUGUGGAGCCUUCCGGGGCUAUGUUGUUUAAGAAUGGGUUCCCCAAGGGUCUCAAACUUUGAUUUUUCAGUUAAAUGUGUUCUGAAAAUAUAUGACUCGUCAUCAAUAAUUUCACCCUCCUCUUGAGCCUGCAAGGAGACACCAUAUGGAUUGUUUAUCAUCAACCUGCGUAAAUUGAGAUUGAACCGGGUCAUUGGGAUGGAGGUUUAGAGUUUUUGGUCCUGAGAGAAGUUGUAGAUACCAAAUGUCAAGUGGGGGAAAUACACAUUGGUGCCAUGCAUGCAGGCAGCCAGUACGGCUUCGCGGUCAUAACUUGGUUUGCCCAUAUUGUAAUGGGGGCUUUGUGGAAGAACUCGAUGAGGUGGAGGACCAAGGACGACAAGAUAACUUGGGACUUCAUUCGGAAGAUGAUUCUGAAUUCGGUUUCAUGGAACCAUUCUCUGACCGAUCAGGAGUUAUGCAUAAUUUUUCUGCUAUUGUGAGGCACAGAAUGGCAGCACGAAACCCUAACUUCCACAAUAGAGUAAGAUCUGGUGCAAAUCCUGAACACAGUACUGCUUUUGGUUCCGCCCCAUGGUUGGUAUUCCAUCAUGGACAAGUCCCCGUUAGGAUGUCCAAUAAUGAUGCAUUUGAGUUCUUAUUCAAUGGCAGUCCAAGAACUGGGCAAAGGCAAGCUAAUAUUGUUGAUCAUUUCACCGGGUCAGGAUUGGAAGAACUGAUCCAAGAGCUAACUCUAAAUGAUAGGCAGGGUCCACCUCCAGCAACUCGUUCAUCAAUUGAGGCUAUGCCCACCGUUAAGAUCACUCAGAGGCAUCUUAGCACUGAUUCGCAUUGCCCAGUCUGUAAAGAUGAAUUUGAGUUCGGAUGUGAAGCAAAGCAGAUGCCAUGUAAGCAUAUAUAUCAUUCUGGGUGUAUUGUCCCUUGGUUGGUUCAGCACAACUCGUGCCCUGUCUGCCGCUUCGAGCUGCCUCCACUUGGUUCUGGUAGUGCUCGUAGUAACACAAGAUCAAGUGGUGGUGGCAGUAAUAGAAGCAGCACCACUGGUAGCAGCAGUAAUAGAAGCAGCAGCACUGGUAGCACCAGUAAUAGAAGCAGCAGCACUGGUAGUAGCAGUAGUAGUUGGGAGAGCAGUGAGUCGAAUCACGGGAGGAGUCCGUUGUCAUCCUCGUUUCUUUCUCGCUCUUCAAAUCAAAACGAUUCUCAUAAUGCUGACAGGGGAAGAAGUGGCUCUGCAGCAACCUACGAAGAGCGCAAUGUGAUGGAUUACUCCGGAUGGCCCUUCGACUACUAGUAAGGUUGUCUCUGCUGCUGGCUUUGCUUUCCUUCCCUUCCCUUUGUUUGUUGGUGUGCCUUCUUUAUGAUACCAACUCCAGUUGGACUUGAUAACUAUGUCCCCAGAGUGCAAUUGGAUAUAAAAAUUUGCUUUACAGAAAAAGUGUGCCUGUCCUUUUUCUUUUCUUUCCCCCGGUGGAUUUAUGACUGGGAAACUAUUUCUUGAUGGUUAUCAAAAUCAUGUUUCAAGGA